UAAUGAUUGUGUCCAAAACCGAUUCCUUAAAAGAUUCAUUGCCAAUGUCUGUCAAGUUUUUCAAUCAGAUAUUUGAAUUUACAAAGCAGGAAACUUCAAAAUUAAAAUGUAAACAAUCAAUGAAACAGAACACCGUGAAAUUGUUAAAGCAAGAAUUUUAAUAGGCACCGCUAUUUGGUUACAAAACUCUUUUUAGAAAAUUAAUCGCAAUGACAACUUUUCAUUCUAGAAAUGCGUUUUAUAUCAUCAGCACAAUUUGUUACGCUUUAGGUGUGUCAUCAAUAGAAGUGGCCACAACAAUUCCUAGAAAGGUAACAGAUAUAUUGAAGAAGACUAACGUAUCAGAUAUCAAAGAUAUUCUUAACAAUUCAAGGAGAAUUGUUGUUGGAACUGAAGCUUUGAACAGUAGACCUUAUAUGGUAUAUUUGAAGUUGCCCACAAACAAUCCUAAGUAUAAAGACUAUAGACGGUGGCUCUGUGGUGGGGUUAUCAUCCACGAAGAGUACGUUCUCACAUCUGCCGCCUGCAUCGAGGAUGCCAAACACUUCUACAUCGUGUCUGGCACUUACAAACAUGACGCCAGCGAUGACCGUUUUUCUAACCCUUGCAUCAAAAAUGGAGCCAAAAAAGCCAUUUGGAAAUGUAUUCCUCGAAAUUAUGUAUUCGAUGGUCAUGAAAAUGACAAUAUAAGGUGGAUGAACAAUGACAUUGCAAUUGUAAGAGUUGAGGAUGAAUUCGACUUUACCCGCCGAGUUAGAGGAUGUGACUAUACACCUAAGCCCAUUUGUUACAACAACCAAAGUGCCAAAUUGGAAGAAGCAGGCAAUACGGCCAGUAUCGCUGGCUGGGGUAGUACAUCUAGGUACAGUGAUAAUCAGGGUUCUGAGAGUGGAAAGCAAAAUCUUCUAGAAGCACCAGUAACUAUAAUCUCAAAAAACCAGUGUAAGAAGCGAUGGGGAAAGCGGUACCAUAACAUUAUAGAUAAUUACAUGAUCUGCUCCAAAGAUAUAAUUCCGGAUCUUUCUGAAGUAUGCGCGGAGAAGUACGUGGAUUGCACAGACGUGCAGUAUUCAGAUUCAGAUGAAACUGACAAAAGACGAGUGCUCAAUCCAAAUGAAUUGGCAUUACAUUCAGCGUACCACAACGAAUCUACAAGAAGACAGGUUGUUGGCAGUGGAGGGUUUUGCGAGAAUGAUCAUGGUGGUCCUUUAGUAGCUGGUAAUUCUGGAAACGCGAUGGUCAUAGGCAUUAUUUCCGCUUGUCUGGUCAAAGAAAAUACAAACAAGUGCUACGGCCCCUUUCUGUACACCAGCGUCUACAAGAACAGGGUCCUCAUCAAUUGCGCUUUAUUUAAAGAGGCACAAUCUUCGUGUGAAAAACUAUUCCGAUCAGGAGGAACGCAUAUAGAAACUCAUUUGAGUUGGGCUGAUCAUCCUGAUGGGCCAGCGAAAAAUGAAGUGAAAAAGGCUAAAGAAGAAGAGCGAAGACGACAAUUUGAGGCCAACCUAGCCACUAAUACAACAACAUCGACUCCAUCAAACGUUACGAUAGAUGAAGUCAAGGAAAACAGUGGUAAUGGCACAAGAUUCGAUGAGAAAGAAAAACAAAAGCAAACAAACAGUACAAUACAUUAAUGUUCAAUAAUGCAAAUAACUGAGGGGCGAUUUUCCAAUCAUCACUUAAUUUUUAACAGUAGAAUAAAUUUGUUAUUUGUCAGUUUUUUGUAUGGAAGAAUUAUCAAAUAUUCAUAUUUAUUCCUCAGUUAAAAUAUAUUUUGCGUUGUAAAAAUCAGCCUUAAGUAGAUAAA
Molecule: messenger RNA, 1807 nt
Organism: Spodoptera litura
Lineage: Eukaryota; Metazoa; Arthropoda; Insecta; Lepidoptera; Noctuidae
Biological process (GO): proteolysis
Molecular function (GO): serine-type endopeptidase activity
Source: RefSeq, a predicted model, not a curated record